Lutra lutra (Eurasian river otter) is the source of this 6663-nucleotide messenger RNA. RefSeq names its product thyroid hormone receptor beta (gene THRB). Gene Ontology annotation, biological process: thyroid hormone receptor signaling pathway; positive regulation of transcription by RNA polymerase II; cell differentiation. The transcript is spliced from 13 exons. Gene Ontology annotation, molecular function: RNA polymerase II cis-regulatory region sequence-specific DNA binding; nuclear receptor activity; zinc ion binding. The record is from RefSeq and is a predicted model, not a curated record. Lineage: Eukaryota; Metazoa; Chordata; Mammalia; Carnivora; Mustelidae. Bases 619 to 2004 code for a protein of 461 amino acids.
GUCAGCUUUGUGCUUAUCGGCUACAGGGCCUAGUUCACUACCUAGAUGACUCUCAAGGUUGUUUCGCGCUUGCAAUAUGGACUGAGAAGAUGAGCAUUUCCUUUCAGCGUGGGUAGCUAUUUGCUUUGCAAGGAGCUGUUAUUGUCAGCACGAAAACAGCAGGUCAGGAGCAGGCUGAAGAGGAAUGGAGGGUCCUAUGUGAUAGUACUGGGCCCACCAGAUAAUCCAGCAUGAUCUCUUCAUUAUGAAAUACUUCAUCAAAUUUGCAAAGUCCCUUUUGUUAUAUAAGGAUGUGGAAGAGUUGACUCAGAAAAGGAAUUUGAAACGGAUUUUUAGACCGCACUUUAUUAUGUGCACAGAAGAGUUGAAAAGGAAGUUCUGAUGAGGAUAUAGGACGGCACCUCAUGGGGUCUUCCUGCCACCCUAAGAAAAACAUCCCUACUGUCCAGGACUUUGGUGAUUCAUCAGCAUUCCAGCAAACUACCCAGCUGUUUGAAACAGCAGAUCUGCGGUUUCCCUCCCGUUGGCCGUGCUGUGAGGGUGCCAGCUUCUGCGCGUGAUUUAAUGGAUCAGAAGGAGGUGUCAGUGAAAAAAAAGGUCCAGAAUGAUUACUAACCUAUGACUCCCAACAGUAUGACAGAAAAUGGCCUUCCAGCCUGGGACAAACCAAAGCACUGUCCAGACCGAGAACACGACUGGAAGCUAGUAGGAAUGUCUGAAGCCUGCCUCCAUAGGAAGAGCCAUGCGGAGAGGCGCAGCACAUUGAAAAAUGAACAGUCGUCACCACAUCUCAUCCAGGCCACUUGGACUAGCUCGAUAUUCCAUCUGGACCAUGACGAUGUGAACGACCAGAGCAUUGCAAGUGCCCAGACCUUCCAAACAGAAGAGAAGAAAUGUAAAGGGUACAUCCCCAGUUAUUUAGACAAGGAUGAGCUAUGUGUAGUGUGUGGUGACAAAGCCACCGGGUACCACUACCGCUGCAUCACGUGUGAAGGCUGCAAGGGUUUCUUUAGAAGAACCAUUCAGAAAAAUCUCCAUCCAUCCUAUUCCUGUAAAUAUGAAGGAAAAUGUGUCAUAGACAAAGUUACCAGAAAUCAGUGCCAGGAAUGUCGCUUUAAAAAAUGCAUCUAUGUUGGCAUGGCAACAGAUUUGGUCCUGGAUGACAGCAAGAGACUGGCAAAGAGGAAGCUGAUUGAGGAGAACCGGGAGAAAAGACGGCGGGAAGAGCUGCAGAAAUCCAUUGGGCACAAGCCGGAGCCCACAGACGAGGAGUGGGAGCUCAUCAAAACUGUCACCGAAGCCCAUGUGGCCACCAAUGCCCAAGGCAGCCACUGGAAGCAGAAACGGAAAUUCCUGCCAGAAGAUAUUGGACAAGCACCAAUAGUAAAUGCCCCAGAAGGUGGAAAGGUUGACUUGGAAGCCUUCAGCCAUUUUACAAAAAUCAUCACACCAGCAAUUACCAGAGUGGUGGAUUUUGCCAAAAAGUUGCCUAUGUUUUGUGAGCUGCCAUGUGAAGACCAGAUAAUCCUCCUCAAAGGCUGCUGCAUGGAGAUCAUGUCCCUUCGUGCUGCUGUGCGCUAUGACCCAGAAAGUGAGACUUUAACCUUGAAUGGGGAAAUGGCAGUGACGCGGGGCCAGCUGAAGAACGGGGGUCUUGGGGUGGUGUCGGACGCCAUCUUUGACCUGGGCAUGUCACUGUCUUCUUUCAACCUGGAUGACACUGAAGUAGCUCUCCUUCAGGCGGUCCUGCUAAUGUCUUCAGACCGCCCAGGGCUUGCCUGCGUUGAAAGAAUAGAAAAAUACCAAGAUAGUUUCCUGCUGGCCUUUGAACACUAUAUCAAUUACCGAAAACAUCAUGUGACACACUUUUGGCCAAAACUCCUGAUGAAGGUGACAGACCUGCGGAUGAUUGGAGCCUGCCAUGCCAGCCGCUUCCUGCACAUGAAGGUGGAAUGCCCCACGGAACUCUUUCCCCCAUUGUUCUUGGAAGUAUUCGAGGAUUAGACUGACUGACUUCAUUCUCAUAAUUCCUACAGCACUACUGGGUGUCAUUUCAUUCCAUUGCCUAGAUCUUUUUUGUUUGUUCCUUUGUUUCUUUGUGUUGGGAGGGACUGUUUGGGGGUAAAGGGAGGUAGUCCUUAGCAUAGACAUGGAUGAAAUUGCCCCUUGAAUGCGGGUAUUUGUAACUAUUGCAUUUUGUUCUCCUGUCCUUUGAUGUGAAUGCUUUGAAGAUUUUACAGUUGUGGAGGUGGGAUGGGGACAAUCAUUAAUUCACCAGCACCAAGCCAUCACCAGCUCCCAUCUGUCCCUGGUCAGAGACUGAAGCAAGCAAACUGGUGUGGCAGAAAACUAACGAAGCCUUAAAACCAAGAUAAUAUGGUCAUCUGGAUCUGGUCCUGAUUUUUGCAGGGCUCAAAUUGGUAUGGUGCAAACCACCUUCGGUUAGAUGUGGCUUUCAGCUUUCUAGGGAAAGGUCUGAACUGGUUUUUAUCUAUUCAAGAGCAUGCUGUUUUCAGCACUCUUCAUUCUCUCCUAGCAGCAUAACUUGGAAUGUAUAGAAAUAUUUUUUCCUCAAAAAUCAGCUGUCCUUUCACUCUAAUUUUUAUAAUCCUAUGAUUUCACUCAAGUUAUACAAGGGUGUGACUCAAAGAUGUGCAGGUAUCUGACUGACUGAGGCCAACAAGGGAAACAAUUUUCCUCAGCAAGCCCAAAGAAAUUAGAAAGCUUCACUAAUGUCAAUGACUCAACAGUUUCCAAAAAGCCACAUGGUGUUACCUCAGAGUAGGAAGGCUGCUUUACAGUUUAGGCUCAGAGAAAAUUUCUACCAAAAUCAAACCGAUUUACAGAGUGUUGUCACUUUUCAAUGACAUCUGAUCUGUCAUCUCUCAAACUUCUGAAGUUGUUUAAUCCUGACUGCAUCUUUGCUGAGCUGACAACAUAUUUCCCUAUGGAUUAAAUCUUCUAAUCAAGGAGAGAUAACAAGCUGAAAUUUAAGUCUUGUUCUGGAGGAAUUCUGAGAGAUAAGUGUGGUGCAUUCUGAGUUGAAAGAAGUGCAGUGUUCUGAGAGUCUCUUCAUGUGCUGAUGGUUCCCUUUGGCCUUAGAUCCUCGAGCUCUUUGCUCUACAAAUAAAUGUUACCUAUUCGCCUUUUCCCUCUGACUCUCAGGCUUGGCUAUCACUGAACAAAGACUAGUUUGACCACUGACCCUCCCUGUCCCUCCUAGAGCAUUGCCCUGACAUAUAUUUCAUAGAAGAUACCUGCAGACCAUGUACAUGAACACUCACCUUCCCUGCCUCACCCUCCUCCCUGAUGACAAACACUGUAGUAGGUUGUGCCCAGAAAACCCAUGGUGAUCCCUGAUCAUUUCAACUUAAGAAAAUGGGCAAAGAAUGUACCCAUGCAAUUGAAUGUAUCUUGUUCUUCACUGGCAUAGUAGACAUGAACUACUCCUUUACCUGCCUUGAACUGCCUUAUCCUGGAAAUAUUAGGGAAAACAAGCCAUAUCAGUGAGAUUUAACUAAAAAAUAAAACAAAACAAAACAACAAAAAAAAAAGGGAAUGCAAGUCACUGUGAAAACCAAGUGGACUAACUUUUUUAACUUGCCCAGAGUCAGGGUGCCUGAGUUCUAGUUUGUACUCAGUCAGCUGGUGGAUUUGUGACCUUCGGUCUUGGUUUUCUCACCUGGGAGAAAGUCAUGAACUUUAAAAUUCUUCCCAUCCUUAAUAUUGUACUAGUUUGGGGGCAGGGGAGGGGGGGAUCUGUUCCUUUUUGAUGGUUUCUUUCAUAUUCAAAUUUCUAGCUUUAUUAAACAGAAAUUAUGGCCCUCAACAGUUAGGAAAAGCAUAUUUGGUUUUGAGUCAAAACAAGAAUCUGAUAUACUAUUUAUUAACUGUAGAGAAAGGCAGGAUGACAUUGGAAAAAGGAGAGGAACAGCACUGAAAAACUUAAGUGUGACUGGGAAUAAUCUGGAAGGGAAAAGAUUUCAUACACGAAAGUGAUAAUACUGGCUUCAGAGGAAACAAGAAUAUGGCCACGGAACUAGCUGAGCAAAAAAAGGAAGUGAGGGAAGAGAUUAAAAUUAUAAACAUGAAAUUCAUGGGCAGAUUACCUGCUUUGACUUUAUCUAUAGUUUUUUUUGUUUUGUUUUCUCUAAGGCAGCCUCUAGCCAGUCUCCUGAAGUCCUUGCUUUGUUAGCAAUCCAUCUCUCUCUGUUGACUCUCCUUGGAGAAGUACUCUUUGAAACAUAAUGCUGAAUUACCUUCUACACUCAAGGGUAACUCUGAAAAGCUCUGUGGUUGAGAGGCAAGUUUUCUCUCAGAAGGGAAUGAGAGGAAGGUGAGCAGGAGGGGUAGUGGAGGGUUCACAGACCCAGCGGGCAUCAAGCCCUCCCUGGGAAAGUUACCUCAAUUUGUUUGACAGAGUUUCCGAGACACACCCAGAUUGUGGGGGAUUAACCAUGACUGGUCAUUGGCCAAAUGCUACAGUAUAUCUACAAUAAUCCAGCCAGCCCCAAGUAAAUUUAUGUUUGAUCCUCAGUUCCCUAUAUGACUGCCUUAAAUAGGCAAACUGCUGAUCUAAAACUCUUGCUGUAGGCCGAAUACUUUAUGCUGAGCAGGACACUCCUUAAAGUACUUCAGUUUGAAAGAAAGGCUGUAAAGACUCAAAGGAUCAUGACCCUGGGGUCAAAAUGAUUCAUUCUUCUGUAACUAGUUGAGGUACUUAGUGCAUCUCAAGACUCCAUCUCAUAAAACUCAAUCAGGAGGGAUUUACCCUGGAUUUCUUUUUUCUUUUUUUUUUUUUUUUACAUUUUCUCUUAUAUCGUCUGGGCUUUCAUAUCAAGUGUGGACCUGAUUGAAACCCCUCACAGGGGGGAGACUUCCCAGUAAAGGAGAACACACCUGUACGACUGGGAUUCUUAUUUAUAAAUCACUUCACUUUGGGGGAUGAGUGGUGUGGGAGUGUCCGUGUGUGUGUGCGCGCGCGUGUGUGUUUGUAAUCCUCAAGUGUACUUUGCUCUUCAAUUUAGAUGUGCAGUAUUUCCAGAAUAGUGAAAAAAAAAAUAAGAUCUUUUCUUCUUUAUGAUUCUGCUCAAAACACCACGUGCUGCCUCAGAGCUUUUUCUAGUCAAAUGAGCCUUGGUCCUCAAUGACGUGCUUGCUGUGUUGAUGCCUCAGCUCAGUGAUACCCCCUCACCUGUGCCCCAAGUGACACCUCUUCCGUCUGCAGCGCAGUCGUCAGUCAUCGGGGUGGACCGCCAGGCUCGGCUCUGCUCCAGCAACGCCAUUCUCAUUGCUCUUCUGUGGACAGGUGCCCAAGUCUUGGCACCUCCACAACACUAAGCCCCCAAGAGACUCAGCCUCCACGGAACUGCUGAGAACCCUCAAAGCAUGUCAUUGUCAGUGAUCCAUUUUUAUUCUCUGGAACUCUAACCUAUUUGUGUCAUAUUGACCUUUUGAUGCAUGAGUCAUAAAUUAUGAAAUCGGUCUUAUGGUUUUUGAAAUGUAGCCAGCAUUUGUAAGGCUAAACCUUUUUCACAAACUGAAUUUAAGUGAAUAACCAAGCCACAGUUCUUCUCCCAAAGGAGAGUGCUUACAGACAUUUGAAUCUCUUUGCCCUUUCCAACAGCUAUGGCAUCAGGUUCUAAAAUAAGCUUGUAAUUUUUCCUGUUAUUUUAAUAAUAUGGAAAUAUUAGCAUAGUGUUUCUUUUGAUAGUGAUAGAUUAUAAUCCAUAUUUAAAUUUUAUAGAGAAGAAAUUUUAUUGUACUGUGAUGUAGAUAUUUAUUAUCCAGGUAAGGAUUUGCCCGGUGUGUAUUUUUUACAAUUGAAACAUUUUACUUUAAUCUUUAAAAAAAAAAUACAUUAAAAACAGACACAAAAAAAAAAAAAACCAGACUGGGGGUAAAAAGGUUUGGCCUUAUCACAGAAUUUUUACUGUGCUGUAUAAAUGUUUGCAAAUGCAAAAAGUGUGCAUUUCUAGUGUGUUUCCACAUUAAUUAAUGCCGCCUUCAAGAGCAAUAUCGUGCAGGUAAAACGCUGUUUGUGGCUUUCUGUUGCACAGUUAAAGCUGACCCACCUUAUGCACAAGACAAUCAAAUAUAAAUCUGUCCUCCUCAGGAUGCAGACAAUACUCAUGUAAAUUACGGAGCACAAUGUAAGACAAAAGAUGACACUUUAUUUAAUUCACAAGUAUUGUUGCUAUAAAAGAUAUAAGGGCAUGAAUGAGCUGACAUUACACCACUUCUUUGUUUUGGUUCUUCCUAAUUAACUUGGCAUUUUUCAUUGGAUUAUAGAGCCAAAUUAGUUCUCUAUGCUUUCCCUAGAGAAAACACGUUUCCCCCCCACAUGAUGUCUUCAUGCCCUGAGAAUCAGAAAAGUACUACAGAAUAGGAAAAGAUUUACAGUCAUGGGAAGAUAUGUGUUUUGCAAACAGUGUUAAGUGAUAUUGCUAGGUUGGUAAUAUUUUUUUCAACCUAAAACUCUGUUAAAAUCUGUGAUCAAAAUGUUUUAAACUAUCCAAAAAGAAAAUUUGUAUAUUUGGGAAAAAUGAAUUUUUACAUAGCUUUUGUAUGCAGAUAUUAAAUUGUAAUUAUGAAUAUAGUGGGCAUAGAUAAACUCAUAAGCUUCAAUUCUAAAAAAGAAAAAAAGAAAAAGCUUAUAACUGA